CAGAAACAGACUCUGCAGGCUUCCUCAGACCUACCUUGGCAGAUAGGCUGACCACUGCAAAGGAAGUGAGAGCCUGAGAUGGAAAGCAGCAAUUGCAAAGUUAUCGCUCCUCUCCUAAAUCAGAGACACCAAAGGAUGGUCACCAAAGAUGGGCACAGCACCCUACAAAUGGAUGGUACUCAAAGUGGUCUUGCAUAUCUUCGAGAUGCAUGGGGAAUCCUAAUAGACAUGCGCUGGCGCUGGAUGAUGCUAGUUUUUUCUGCUUCCUUUGUUCUCCACUGGCUUGUCUUUGCAGUGCUCUGGUAUGUUCUAGCCGAGAUGAAUGGUGAUCUGGAACUAGAUCAUGAUGCCCCACCUGAAAACCAUACUAUCUGUGUCAAGUACAUCACCAGUUUCACAGCUGCAUUUUCCUUCUCCCUGGAGACGCAACUCACAAUUGGUUAUGGUACCAUGUUCCCCAGUGGUGACUGUCCAAGUGCAAUCGCCUUACUUGCCAUACAAAUGCUCCUAGGCCUCAUGCUAGAGGCUUUUAUCACAGGUGCCUUUGUGGCGAAGAUUGCCCGGCCAAAGAAUCGAGCUUUCUCAAUUCGUUUUACUGAUUUAGCAGUGGUAACUCACAUAGAUGGCAAACCUAAUCUUAUAUUUCAAGUAGCUAACACUCGACCCAGCCCUCUCACCAGUGUCCGGGUCUCUGCUGUUCUCUAUCAGGAAAGAGAAAACGGCCAACUCCACCAGACCACUGUGGACUUCCACCUUGAUGGCAUCAGUUCAGAAGAAUGUCCAUUCUUUAUCUUUCCACUAACCUAUUAUCACUCUAUUACACCAUCAAGUCCUCUGGUUACUCUGCUGCAGCAUGAAAAUCCUCCCCACUUUGAGUUAGUUGUAUUCCUUUCAGCAAUGCAGGAAGGCACUGGAGAAAUCUGCCAAAGGAGGACAUCCUACCUACCAUCAGAGAUCAUGUUACAUCACUGUUUUGUAUCUCUGCUGACCCGAGGUUCCAAAGGUGAAUAUCAAGUCAAGAUGGAGAAUUUUGACAAGACUAUUCCUGAACUUCCAACUCCUCUGGUCUCUAAGAGCCCACAUAGGACUGACCUUGAUAUCCAUAUCAAUGGACAAAGCAUUGACAAUUUUCAGAUCUCAGAAACAGGACUGACAGAGUAAACUUAUCAAUGGCAUCCUCUUGUUAAUGUAGUAAAUAUACCCAGCCAGUUAUGCAGCUA
Messenger RNA from Octodon degus (degu), 1220 nucleotides. It is a transcript of the gene Kcnj13, whose product is annotated as potassium voltage-gated channel subfamily J member 13. Bases 79 to 1161 code for a protein of 360 amino acids. Gene Ontology annotation, molecular function: inward rectifier potassium channel activity. The record is from RefSeq and is a predicted model, not a curated record. Lineage: Eukaryota; Metazoa; Chordata; Mammalia; Rodentia; Octodontidae. Gene Ontology annotation, biological process: potassium ion import across plasma membrane; regulation of monoatomic ion transmembrane transport. The transcript has 3 exons. Gene Ontology annotation, cellular component: plasma membrane.